Messenger RNA from Acanthosepion pharaonis, 4713 nucleotides. The record is from the annotation of a GenBank genome assembly. Lineage: Eukaryota; Metazoa; Mollusca; Cephalopoda; Sepiida; Sepiidae.
AUGUCCCCCCCUCUUUUUCCAGUCGCCCUUCCUUUAUCUUUCUUUCAUUUCUUUCUUUCUUUUUUUUUUUUUAACCUAGUUUUUCUUUCUUUCUGUUUUCUUUCUAUCUAUUUCUUUAUUUUUUAUUUCUUUAUUAUUUCAUUCCAUUCAUCUAUCUAUUCUUCAUUCUAUCUAUUUUUCUUUCCAUAUUUCUUUAUAAUUUUUCUUUCAUUGUUUCUUUUCUUUUUUACACUUAUUCCUGUUCUUUUCUUUCUUUUCUUUACAGUUUUCUUUCUUUUCAUUUUCUUUUCUUUCUCUUUUUGCAGUUUCAACUGCUUCAAUCAAAACAUGCGUUUUUUUCUUAGUCAUUUUCUUUCUUUAUUUCUUUCUUUCUUUUUUUUUUCUUUCUUUCUUUCUUUCUUUCUUUCUUUCUUUAUUUCUUUAUUUAUUUAUUAUUUCAUUCCACGCUACUCUUCUUUCUUUCUUUCUUUCUUUCUUUCUUUCUUUUUUUUUCUUUCUUUUUCUUUUCUUUAUUUCUUAUUUCAUUCUUUUCUUUCAGCAUUUUUCUGCAUAUUUCUUUUAGUUUUUCUUUCUUUCUUUCUUUCUUUUUAUUUUUAUUUUCUUUUCUUUUUUUUUUUUCUUUCUUUCUUUUUUCUUUUUAUUUCAUUACACUACUGUUCUUUCUUUCUUUUCUUUCUUUUUAUUUAUUUAUUAUUUCAUUCCACGCUACUGUUCUUUUUCUUUCUUUCUUUAUUUAUUUAUUUCUUUCUUCCACGCUCUUUCUUUCUUUCUUUCUUUCUUUCUUUCUUUCUUUCUUUCUUUCUUUCUUUCUUUCCUCCUGCAGUUGUCUUUCUUCUCAGCAUUUUUCUGCAUAUUUCUGCCAUAGUUGAUACUUUUCUUUCUUUCUUUCUGUCUUUAUUUAUUUAUUUAUUUAUUUAUUUAUUAUUUCAUUCCACGCUACUCUUCUUUCUUUUUUUAUUUCCUUCUGCAGUUUUGAUACUUUUCUUUCUUUCUUUCUUUCUUUCUUUCUUUCUUUCUUUCUUUCUUUCUUUCUUACUUCCAGUCUCUCUUUAUUUUUCACCCCCACAGCUUUUUCUCUACGUUUUCUUUAAUCAUUUUGCUAUAAUUAAUAAUUUUGUUUGUUUGUUUCUUUCUUUUUUCUUUUUUCUUUCUUUCUUCUUUAGUUGCUUUUGUUUUUCGUUUUCUCUUUUUUUGAUUAUUUUCAUUGAUUUUACUUCCUCGUUAUUUACGGCCUUUCGACCUUCUAAUAUAUUUACUCUCUCUCUCUCUCUCUCUCUCUCUCUCUCUCUGAAUACAGAUUUAUCAUAUGCCACCAUUUUUCUUCACCUACACCUAAGUCUGACCAUUUUUCAAGUCGCCCUUCCGAUAGUUUUUCACCUUGACGAUAGCAAUUCACCCGUAGCUUUUAUUUCAUUUGCCUAUCAGAAACUUUUCUCUCUCAAAUCUGUCACCAACAUUUUAAGGGGCCCAAGUAUUUCAUUUAUUCCUUCUUUCUUUUUUUCUUUAUCUUCGCUUUGCAUUUUUUUUUUUUUUUUUUUUUUUCGUUCUUUCUUUAAUUUUUUCUUACCUUCUUUCUUUAUUUAUUUUUUCUUUGCAUUUUUCUUUCUUUAUAUAUUUAUUACCGUCUCUCUUUAUUUCUUUCAUUUUUCUUUCUAUUUUCUUUAUUUAUUUUUUCAUUGUAUUUUUCAUUCUUUCUUUCUUCCUCUCUUUCUUUCGUACCUUCUUUCUUUAUUUCUUUCUUUUUAUUUUUCUUUCUUUCUUUCUUUCUUUUUUACAAUGUGUUUCCUUCUUUUUGCCACAAUUGAUAUUUUCAUCCUUUCUUGUUUCUUUCCUUCAUUUCUUUCUUUCUUUAUCUUCGUUUUGAAAUUUCUUCUUUUCUUUCUUUCUUUCUUUCUUUCUUUCUUUCUUUCUUUCUUUCUUUCUAUCAAAGCCAUUUUUAUUCGUCUGUUUUUUUGUAAUUUGUAUUUUCUUUUUUUAUUCUUUUUCUCUUUCUUUCUUUCUUUCUUUCUAACUUUCUUUCAUUCAUUCUUUCUUUCUUUCUUUCUAUCACUAAGCCAUUUUUAUUUCUCUUUUCCGUUUUCUUUUUCAUUUCAAGAUUUUAUUAUUUUUCUUCAUUUAACUUGUUAUUUGUGUCUUCUUUUCGUUUCCUUUUCUCUGUUUCCUUCUUUCUUUUUUCUAACACUUUUUUUCAACACUUUUUUUCUCUGUUCUGUUUAUAAUUUUCCAAUAAUUUCAUUCUUGAAUUUCUUUUUCUUUUUUCUUUCUGUCGAUCUUUCUUUUUCCUUUUCUUUUAUGUCUAUCUUACUUUUGUUUUUUCUUUCUAUCUUUCAUUUGUCCUUACUUUCUUUUUCUUUUUUCGUUCUGUCUAUCUCUCUUUCUUUCUGUCUUUCUUUCAUUCUUUCUUUCUUUUUCUUUUUUCGUUCUGUCUAUCUCUCUUUCGUUCUUUCUUUUUUAUGUUUUUCUUUUUGUCUUUCUUUCUUUCAUUCUUUCUUUCUUUUUCUUUUUUCGUUCUCUUUAUCUCUCUUUCGUUCUUUCUUUUUUUAUGUUUUUCUUUCUGUCUUUCUUUCAUUCUUUCUUUCUUUUACUUUUUCCGUUCUGUCUAUCUUUAUUUCAUUCUCUCUUUUUCUUUCGUUCUUUCUCUAUGUUUCUUACCUUUCUUUCGAUCACUAUUCUUUCUUAUUUCUAUAUUAUCUUCAUUAUUUUCUACUAAUUUCGUUCUUUUUUUUCUUUUGCUUUCUAUUUUCUUUUUUUUUCUACUUAGAAUUUCUUUCUAUCUUAUUUCUCCCUUGCAUUUAUACUUUCUUUCUUUCUUUCUUUCUCUAUUUCUUUCUUUCUCACCUGUAUUAUUUUCGAAUUAAUUUCCUUUCUUUCUGUCCGUUCUCUUUUCAAUCAUUCAUAAUAGACAAUGACUACGUCAGCCAUGAUGGAAAAUGCCUGGUAACGGUAGACACUAAUUAUCUCCUCGGAUUAAAGAGCAACUCGCAUUACCAGAAACAGAAUCCGCUUGCUCGUAGCGCCUUUUCUUCGUUCCCACCAUGCCUCAUUCGUUGCGGCUGUCUUGACAGUCCUCACGCAACAAAUACUAACCAAAGAACAAGCCAACAGAUCACCUCAACCAAAACGUACAUUUUAACCUCUUUCUUUCUGUCUGUCUUUCUUUCUUUCUUUCCCUCUUUCUUUCCCUCUUUCUUUCUUUCUUCUUGUUGUUUCCGCUUUUCUUUUCCCCCUAACCCCUUUAGCCAACUUGAUAUUUAUUCUUUCUUUCUUUCUUUCUUUCUUUCUUUCUUUCUUUCUUUCUUUCUUUCUACUCCCUGUUAUUUCGUCCUUUCUUUCUAUAUCUCUCCCUGUCUUCGUUUCAGAUAUAUAUAUCUUCCCGUAUUCUUAAGUUUACCGCCUAAUCUCUCAUUAUCUAUCUAUCUAUCUAUCUAUCUAUCUAUCUAUCUAUCUAUCUAUCUAUCUAUUUAUCUCUUACUUUCUUUCUUCUGCAUUUUAACUUUUCUCAGUGUGCUUCUCAUUCUCUUCGCAAUAAUUGUCAAGUAUUCAUUCUUAUUUCUUUCUUUCUUUCUUUUCAGAGUUUCUCUUCUUUUCUCAACAUUUUGCUUCUCUUUCGUUUAUAUUUCUCUCUCUUUUAGGCAUUAUUUCUCUUCUUUCCUCGGCAUUUCCCAUCUCUUUCAUUUGCCCAUAAUUUAUGUUCAUUUUUAUUUUCUUUCUUUCUCCUCCAUUUUUUUUCUUUUCACAGUUUUUUUUCUCUCUUUUUUUUUAGGCAUUAGUUCUUUUCUUCUUUCUUUUCCCAAUUUCUCUUCUUUCCUCAGCAUUUUCCAUCUCGUUCAUUUUUGUCAUAAUCUUAAACAUGUUCUUUCUUUUUUUUUCUUCCCUCUGUUCUCCUAUACCGUCUUGCUUUCUUUUUUCUUUUUGAAGAUUCUUGUUUUUCAUUCGUGUAUAUUAUUUCUUUCUUUCUUUUUUCUUUCUUUUUUUCUCUUUUUUUCUUUCUUUUUUCUUUCUUUUUUCUUUCUUUUCUUUCUUUUUUUCCUUUUUUCUUUCUUUUUUCUUUCUUUUUUCUUUCUUUUUGCCCCUUUACCUUCCUUCUUACCCUGUUGCCUUUUUCUUUUUUUUUCAUGUCCUUUCUAUAAUUCCCAAUUAUUUUUCUUUUUUUACUUUUUCUUUUUUGAUAUAAUUUUUUCUCUCGUUUUUCUCCCUUUAUUUUUCAAUCUUUUUUCUAUUCAUAAUGUUUUUUUUUCUUUUUUUACGUUUUCUUUUUUGCUUUCUUUUUCCAAAUUGUCUAUUUUUUUCUUACUUUUUCUUUUUACCUAUAAUUUUCUUUCCUUCCCUACUUACUUUUCUUUCUUUCCUUUUUUUCUUCCCACUUUUUUUUUCUUUCCGAUACAUUUCCUUCUUCUUCCUUUCAAAUGCCUUUGUUUUUUACACUUUAUUUUUACAUCUUAUUUUAUCUGGUGGUUUCCAUUAUCUCUUUCCUACUUCAAUUGUUUCAUUCGUCCUUUAUUAAUGUUCUAUCUUUCCUUCAUAUCUCAUUCUAUCUUCUGCCUCACCCAAGCAAUGCAUAGUACCCAUAAAGAAAUAACGUAUUUAUUUCUUCUUCUUCUUCAUUUGUUUUCUCCCUCUAUUCUUGAUCUUUCUUCUUCUUCUUCUUCUUCUUCUUCUUCUUCUUCUUCUUCUUCUUCUUCUUCUUCUUCUAUGUUCACGCUUCAUACUUGA